AUUUUUCCCGCCGUGUGACACAGGACCAUCAUGGACAGCGGCGUGGCUUACGAGCGGCUGUUUCAGGCGGCCCGGGACGUGCUUGCCACGUGGCAGCAGGCCACGCCGGCUGCAUCGAGAAAAUGGAUACCGCGGUGGCUUGAACCCCGCUCAAUACGGGCGCCGUUCGUGCUGGAUCGGCUCUCAUCAGCGGCGUGCUUCCUCGUCGUCGCAAUCUGCGCCAUCCCCGGCAUUGCAUACACGGCCACCCUUCCUGCGUAUCCAGAGCAUUAUGGCAUUGCCACAGUGGCUGUCUGGUCCAUACUGUUGCUCGUGUGUUCGGUGUUCAACUUGUGGUUCGUGCGCAGAGAAUCCGUAUUGCGCAGCACAGAGCUGGCACGCUGCCUCGAGCACAUCCUGCAGCGGUACGCGAGCCUGCCUGGGUCGUGGACACUACCGCCACUUCAUUAUACGGAUGUGGAUGAGUUCCACCCAUCUGCCUCCUGUCCAUAUGUCCGCUGCAUUCGCGACGGCGCGGUGGCUGGCGUGCCCUCCACGCUGCUGGUGGAACAGGACGUCAUUCUUCUCGCUGCAGGCGACCGAGUGCCUGCAGAUGUCAGGCUGUGCACGAAGGAGGAGGUUGAGGCUGUGGAGCGGCUGCUGAGCGGACAGGCCGUCGUCGAUGACAAUCACAUCCACCACAUCACCACUCGCCGCCACAUCUCCGGCUCCCGCGUCAGCCCCGUGUCGGACGUGCACAUGUCGAGCGCACCGCCCUCCCGCCAGCCGUCUCUCGCUGCCAUUGCAGAGGCGGCAGCACUGGACACCACGCCACCAACAUCUGCAGCAGCAACGCCCGCGCCCCGACCGCGGUCCCGAACACACACAACGCGGCCGCCACCGCAAGUGCAGCAGCACCAGCAGCGCCGCCUUACGCGUGUCUCCGAGAGCAGUGCAGCUGGCACCCGUCCCCCAAGCACUGGCAGCGACAACCACGACGAUGCGCAUGGGCGCGGGAGUCCCAUGUCUGAGGCAGACAAUGACUUGGUGCUGAAGCGUGGGGAGGUGGUGCCGGCGGAAGCUCUCUGCUCCUCUGUUGCCGACCGCGUCCACAAGAUGGGUGUGUUUCUAGUUGAGCGGACGCCGCUUCCGGAGGACUUGUCCUCCAUCCGCUCGCUGCUGUACCAGCGGGACCGUGGAUGGCUCUACAACGCCCGAAACCACGUCAUGCGCCGCGUGCGCAGAUUCGCUUUUCUCCUCUUCUUCCUCAUGCUCAUCGUCAGCAUCAUCAAGAUCACCGUCCUUGAUGGCGACCAAGGCACGUGGUUGGAAAUGUGUCUUGUGCUACCAACGCUGAUCAUCACGCCGCUGCUGCCGACGUCGUUUCCCGCUCUGUGGAUCUGCAUCAACCACUUUGUGACGGCUCGCCUGCGUGCGAUUGUUGUGAGCUCGCACCCGUCUGUUGAGGCUCGCCAGUCCAACAGCAUGGCUGCCAGCCGUGAUGGCAGCGCUCCUCUGAAGCCAGCGCAUCACCACGACCACCACCACCACCAGCGUGGUCGUCGCAGUCGGCGUGGUCAUGCGAACGAUGAUGAUGAUGACGACGAUGAUGAUAUGGGUGGCGCCGGUACCAGUGGUGGCGAUGGCUCAUCAUCAGCGUCCUCAUCGUCAUCGUCAUCGACAUCGUCGCGAUCGUCAUCACCAGAUGUUCUCGGCAGUUCGUUCUUCCUUGAUGAUGACGAGGAAGCAGACGCAACGGAAGAGCUGCCGUUCGACACGCCGCGCUGGCUCGUGUGGCGGUUCUUCAAGACGCUGCUUCGCGGGAACAACACGCGCAUUGCCCGCAUCUCGAGCAACGUGGUGGCGCUGGGCAGCCUGACGAAUGUGGUGUUUGUGGACAAGCAAGGGAUAUUGUCGUACUCAAUACCAGACCCGUCGAAGCUGUUCUUCUUCAAGGAGACGGAAGAGAGCGAAGAACCAACGACGGCACAACAGGAACAGACAGGAGGUGAUGGAGAAGCAAAGCCCGAUCGUGAUGAUGGCGGUGACGGUGGCAAGCAAUCAAGACGAAGGGAACAACAACAACAACACCAACAACAACAACAACAACAACAACAACAACAACAACAACAACAACAACAACAACAACAACAACAACAACAACAACAACAACAACAACAACAACAACAACAACAACAACAACAACAACACCGAUGA
Salpingoeca rosetta is the source of this 2196-nucleotide messenger RNA. RefSeq lists its product as uncharacterized. The record is from RefSeq and is a predicted model, not a curated record. Lineage: Eukaryota; Choanoflagellata; Craspedida; Salpingoecidae. Bases 31 to 2196 code for a protein of 721 amino acids. The transcript is spliced from 13 exons.